This is a messenger RNA of Debaryomyces hansenii CBS767, 2568 nucleotides long. RefSeq lists its product as uncharacterized. The record is from RefSeq and is a predicted model, not a curated record. The transcript has a single exon. Bases 1 to 2568 code for a protein of 855 amino acids. NCBI's taxonomy places the organism in Eukaryota, Fungi, Ascomycota, Pichiomycetes, Serinales, Debaryomycetaceae.
AUGAUAGGGUUUUGGAUGGACGCUAAUGAAGGAAAAGAGAAGUCAUUAAUUGUGGAGAAGCUGGUAGAAGGUAAUAGGCACAAAAAGGAGACAGGCGCUUUGGUUAAUGGCCAUAGCGUCAAAAGUAAAGGGGGUGCAAACGAUAAAAGACAAUUAUACUACCAGAGGAAAAUGGAAAGAUUGGGACAUGGAAAAGCGAAACAGGAAGGGAGCCUGAGAAGUGAAGAAUACGAGAAGGAAAUUGAUAUUUUCAAUUCGGACAUAGAGGCUAUUUUGUCGCCGUUCAAACAGAUGGAGAAAUCGGAUUCAAAGAUAGACCGGGGAAUUAUUAAAUACUUUGCAUUGGUGGUGAUAUUGUUACCUUCGAUAAUUGGCAUUAUGACGCCAGCGAUGGGGGAAAAUGGUCGUACGAGCAUUGAUAUGGCGAAUUUGGUAACCGACAGCUUCAUGGUUAUUUUGGUGAGUUGGUUUAUAAACUUCACAAUCGAAUGGCCGUGGAAUUGGCACAAAAACAUAAUUGAAGCCCAGAGCAAGCUUUUGGAAAGCACCAAUGCAUUCGUGCACAGGGUGUCUACGACGGAGGAGGUGAACAGCGAGAUUCUCACUAAAAAAAUCAAGGCUUUCAAGAAGCUCUGCAAAUAUGAAAAUUAUUCGCUUCUGUUGUGCUUUGUAUGCACAUGCAUGGGAGCUGGGAUCAUGAGAUGGUCUCGAAACUACAUUAACAUAGAAGAUACAAGAAGGAGAUUAGUUUUCAGUAAUUUGAAUAUUAUGCUAUUUCUGUUUUUGGAGAUUUUUAGGUUAGUCUUAAUCUUGACGGAAAGAUUGCAGAAACACACAGUAGAUGACAUUCAAGAUAAAAUCAACAAGGAUCGUGUGAAAUCUAAUGGAUUAAAAACGGCCCAUAUGGAUUUUGUCAUACCCUCAAGUUCUUCAAGUGAAGAUAAUAAUAAAAUGGGUGGACUAAUGAAUGGGUUGGGCAGUCUAGUCACUACCGGAAAACUAAAUGCAAAUAUUGAAGGUGGGGUUGUUUCCUAUAAAAAGAGUAUAGAAGUACUACAAGAUAAAGCAAACAGACAGGAUGAAAUGAUUCAGAGUCUAUUAAUUACUCAAGCUAAUGAAUAUGCUAAGAUCAAUAUGUCAUUGAAAAAGCUUGAGAAAGUAAUAAGUCAAAUAAAUAAUCAUAAAAACGAGGGAUUGGAUAACCAACGGUCUGUGUUUUUGAAACCGUUUCCUUUGAAUUUAUCCUCUUCUGAAAAUAAGUUAACUCAAAAGUCUUACAAGCGUUUGUCGUUACCAUCAAUGUUGAACAACGACAAGCAGCCAAUGCACACAAUAUUUGAAGAAUCUGAUAUAGAAGAAGAAGACGGUGACGAGAACCAACUAAAUAGCGAAUUAAUGGAACUACAAGAGAGGAGAGAACAAGAAGCCAGAGACGAAAAAGGUAUAGGUAAAAUGCUAGGAGGUAUAGUUGAUAAACAAGAGAAGUUCUCAGAUAAUAUUUCGAAACGGGUUAGACCUCAAAAACUGAUUUCCAGUUCUACAAACUUAUCGUCUUUCAACGAAUCGAUAUUUGAGCAACCACAUCUGCAUCGGAUCGAUAUAAAACAAUCUGAUCUCGAGAAUGUUUCAGAUUAUAAUUCGAAUUAUUUUGAUGAUGACUGUGAAAAAGAAGAUAAACACAAAGGUGUUGGUAGUGGUUAUUUUUCACUACAUGGCUUACCAUUCUCGUCAUCGAUUAAGAACUUGGUGACAAGAAAUCUAGUGUACGAAGAUAAUAAUAGUAAUAUACCUUAUAUUCCGGACAACCUACUAGAUUAUAGAAUAAACGAGUUGAUAGGGUAUGGUUCUGAACAGCUGAGCAUAAUGGGUAAUAUGGAGGAGAAGAACAGUAACAUCCUAUUUAAAUUGAAGCUUAUUGUGCUGAAUAUUUUACAGAAUAUUUCGAUUAUUGACUUAAUCAAGGAUCCGUUGACAACAAAACAGAUUUUACAUUCAGAAGUUAAACCUAUUUUAAUGAGUUUUUGCAAAGAGCAAAUAGAGAAUUAUACAGCAACUACCAGAUUACUUAAGAGUCUUAUAUGGGAAAUCUUAACAAAGCAUUUGUUUCUUACAACAGAAAAGCUUGAAACAAUUAUCAAUACUUAUUUAGCUCCUUUAGAGAGAUUGAAAAAUCUUUUUACUUUAGUUUGUUUCAAAAUUCCUUUCAAUAUCCUUAGAUUUUACGUGGCAGUCUUAUCUUUCUUUCCCAAAAUAUUCUACCACAUAUUUAUUGCAUAUCCUAUAAUAAACCAAACAUCAAAGGAUAAAGAUUCUGACGGAGCAAAACGUAUCAAAAACACAGAUCAUAGAGAACCAGGAUCAAAACCAUUUCUAGCUAUGAAACAAUUCCAUUUAUCCCCCAAUGCUGCAAGGUCAGGCAAAAUUAAAACCAAUACAGAAAGCGACAAAGCACUUUAUGAUUUGAAAGCUAGAAAAAUGGUUUUCAAUAAAUUACUGAGGUAUUAUGACUUAAGAACGCUCCCAGAAAACAGUCUAUUUACACCAGUGAGAUUAUAUGAUGAAGAGUAA